This is a messenger RNA of Medioppia subpectinata, 3528 nucleotides long. Lineage: Eukaryota; Metazoa; Arthropoda; Arachnida; Sarcoptiformes; Oppiidae. The record is from the annotation of a GenBank genome assembly.
AUGGAUCAGCACUUGUAUUAUCAACAAAACCCCAAUCCUUUGCCACAACAGCCUCUUCAGCAGCAAUACUAUCAACAGAAUGGAAGCGCUGCCCAAAUGCCGAUGUCUUCGCCUAAUAAUACAUACUAUAGACCACAGACUCCCAUGUCUUCACUUCCAGGACCUCCUCCUAACCAACACUUACCCCAAACCACACCUCACUUACAGAAGACAAUGCCAUCGGUUCCCACUCAACACUUACAGCAGUCUCAACGACCGCCACAAAUGCAACCCAACUCUGCGCCCGAACCGACCAAACAGAUGAACAACUUAUCGGAUCAGAUGACCAAUAUUUCACUCAAUGGUUCGCAACCGCAAGCAUUUGCACCACAAAAUGGAUUGCAAUCACAACCCUAUCCACAAUCACAUCCACCGCCUCUUCAGCACCAACAACAACAACCGCCACAACAACACCAACAGCAACACCAACCACAACAACAACCACAACAACAACAACCACUACAACCCCCACAACAGCGUCCGCCGCAGCCAACUAUGGAUAACCAGAACUGGUCGCGACCGCCGAUGCCUGGCCUUCAAACACAGCCCAUUCAAAGCCCUGACGCUUGGAAUUCGGGUUCUGUCCAAACGAGCGGCUCUUCAGCUCCGCCUCCACCACAACAAGCGUUUCAAAACAACAGUGUUUUGCCGCCAUUUCAAUACCAAAGACAAUCUCUUGCGUCGCAAUCCGGUCCACAAAUGCAUCAACAAAUGCCUCCUCCGAUGUCCAAUCAGAUGCCGCAGAUGUCUAACCAAAUGCCGCAGAUGUCUAACCAAAUAUCUGCGCCCAUAUCCGGGGGAUAUCCGCCGCCGGCGGCGACAUUAGGAAUGGGACCUCCAAUGCAAUCCAUGGGUCCACAAAUGCAUCAACAAAUGCCGCCGAUGUCCGGCCAAAUGCCUCCUCAGGGAAUGGCAUCGCGUUAUGGCCCACAACAGACGGCCGGUGCACCGCCGCAGCCAAUGGGACAACAAUCUAAUUAUCAACAGCAAACACAACAGCGCUUAGACCCGGAAGCGAUGCCGAGUGUGGUUCAGGUGAUCGAAGAAGACAAGCAUAAGUUUGACAGCAAUGACAACAUCCUAUUUACCACUUCAAUCCCCGCCUCAGUGCCGCCAUUAGUGACCACAGUCUGUGAUAACGAACUCAGUGUCACUAACGAUGGCGGCUGUGCGCGACCGCAUCACAUCAGGUCCACCAUAUAUCAGGUGCCCAUCGCUGAAGACACUCUUAAAAUGACUGGUAUUCCACUCGCUAUCGUUGUACAGCCCUUUGACGACUCAGAAGUGGACUCAAGAAACGUUGUGCCCAUAACUAACAGUGAGAUAAUUCGGUGCAAUCGUUGCAAAGCAUAUAUGAAUCCUUACAUGAGGUUCAUAGACGGCGGCCGACGAUUCCAGUGCUCUCUUUGCCAUCACGUGAGUGAAGUGAACUCCUCUUACUUCGCGAACUUAGAUCACACGGGCCAACGAUUAGAUAAAUUCAAUCGACCGGAACUAUUCUUAGGAAGUUAUGAAUUCAGAGCCACUGAUGAGUACUGCAGAAAUGGUGUUUUAAACGCUCGCAGACCUCAUAUAAUAUUUGCUAUGGAAUUGACGGCUACUUCUAAACCAAUUCUUCAACACUUAUCCACCCAUUUGGCGGAUAUAAUUAAGAAUUGUCUUCCGAGAGAUCCACUGAACACCGAGUCUCCUCCCCCUUUGGUUGGCUUCUUAACCUAUAAUUCCAAGAUAGAAAUCUAUGACAUUAUAAACAACGGUCACUCGCAUAUUAUAUGUGAUGUGAGCUCUACUUUUCCCCCAAUGACCACAUUUUUGGUCGACCCGUUAGUCCAUUUCGAGCAGAUUGAAAGUUUUCUACAAUCUUUGCCUUCGCUGUACUCUAACGAAGAACUUGAAACACAAACAGUUUUGGGUCCAGUGAUUGAAGCGGCACUUCUUACGGCUCAAGUGGAUACUGGAAACUGGUUCGCAGGCCAUAACCCCAAUAAUACAAGUCCUUCAAUUCCUGUGGGAAAGAUGUAUCUCUUUCACUGCACUCUUCCCAACUUUGGUACCGAUGCUGAAACUCCCGGCCGACUGAAGCCUCGUUGGACUACUUCUCCUGAUGAAAUAAGAAAACUCUUGGGAACCGAUAAAGAGAAGACGAUUUUGUCACCCGAUGCUAACAAAUAUUACAUUGGUUUGGGUCAGCGAUGUGUGACUGAGUUUGCAAGUGGUGUCGAGUUGUUUCUCUUCCCUCCCAUUAAUGGCUCGUAUUUAGAUGUCGCGACUUUAGGCGAAUUGGUUCGCCUCACGGGAACGGGAACUAUAUAUAAAUAUUUUAAUGAUUUUACCGAUCGUUUUCUCAUUGAUUUGAAAUAUUCGUUGCGAUCAACCUUUGCUUUCGAUGCCAUUAUGAAAGUGAGAACUUCGACCGGAGUUCGUCCGCACGAAUAUAUCGGUAACUAUUACUCGAGGACUACCAGUGAUAUAGAGUGCGCGGCAAUCAAUUCUGGCUGUAAUAUUGCGGUUGAACUCAAAUACGAUGAUAAAUUACCUGAAGACGAGUUUGUUGUGAUUCAAGUCGCUGUACUCUACACAGCAAUUAGUGGUGAGCGAAGAGUUAGAGUUCAUAAUAUGGCGCUAUCGACGUGCCAACAAGUGGCCGAUAUUUAUAGGAAUGCCUGCUGUGACACAGCUAUUAACGUGUUAAUCAGACAAGGUCAACUGAUACUUCCCGAGGCGUUGAAACUGUUACCGAUGUAUAUCUGCGGCGCUCUUAAGUGCGAUGCCAUUGACGGCGGACCUGAGAUGACUCCCGACGACAAAGCCUUCUCGCAAAUCAAAUUAAUCGGCGCUCCUCUCAUUCUCUCUCAAGUCAUGCUUUAUCCACGAGUCUUAAAAAUUGAGUACGACGAAACCGGAGCUCAUCUAAAAUCAACACAAAUCCGUUGUUCAACACACAAACUCGUGGACACGAAUGCGUUGGCAUAUCUACUGGAGAAUGGCUUUUAUAUUCUGUUGUUUAUACCAAACACUAUCGGAGGAAACAGUCAAUUCUUGAGUGCAGUUUUUGGCUCACAUGUGGACUCUAUCUCUAAAAUACAGCCCGAAUUAAUUUAUGUCAUCAGACAAUCGAUUGAUAAAUUAGAGACUAUUUUUAGAAGUUUUCUCUACGAAGACAAGAAAGGCGUCAAUAACGGUGUUGGAGGCGAUAGUGCUAAACUGGAGGGCCCUUCAUAUGUGGAUCUGUUAUGUCAUCUGCACAGAGAAAUACGAACUCAACUCAACUAAGAAUUUGAACAUUUUAUACGACAUUCACUUUAUUAGAGAAUAUUAUAAACAGAAACAUCUAUUUAUUGAAGAAAACUCUCACAAUUGCAAACAAUUGUAAUUUACAACAAAUUGUGUACAUUUGAUAAAAUGCACUGAAAUGUAUGCCGACGUUUGAUAUCAUGAAAUUUGGUUCAAUUCGAUGUUUAAAACACUUACUGUAAUGAGAGUCUCAAU